Molecule: messenger RNA, 3240 nt
Organism: Chinchilla lanigera (long-tailed chinchilla)
Lineage: Eukaryota; Metazoa; Chordata; Mammalia; Rodentia; Chinchillidae
Gene: Adgre1
Product: adhesion G protein-coupled receptor E1
Biological process (GO): cell surface receptor signaling pathway; adenylate cyclase-activating G protein-coupled receptor signaling pathway
Cellular component (GO): membrane
Molecular function (GO): calcium ion binding; G protein-coupled receptor activity
Source: RefSeq, a predicted model, not a curated record
CAGAAGCGCAGCAAGAUGCGGGGCUGUAGCCUGCUGCUCCUCUGGGAUGAGAACGAGUGCCUGGACACCACCACCUGCCCGGCGUACUCCACCUGCCACAACACGGCGGGCAGCUACUACUGCACUUGCAAGCAAGGCUUCCUGGCCACCAACGGACAGAGUCGCUUCAACAGCCCGGGAGUGCAGUGCGCGGAUGUCGACGAAUGCUCCCAGAGCCCCCCCGCCUGUGGGCCCCACUCCGUCUGCAUGAACCUGCCGGGGAGAUACAGCUGCAGCUGUUUUCCUGGUUUCUCUUCUCCCACUGGAAACGGCUGGAGGCCGGGAAAACCGGGACGCUUUGCCUGCACAGACAUCGACGAGUGCCUCUCCAGUGGGGUCUGCCCGGACCACGCCCUCUGCACCAACUUCCCGGGAAGCUACAACUGCAGCUGCCAGGCUGGGUUCAUCGCCGACGGCGCCGUUUGUGAAGACAUCGACGAGUGCCUGUCCAGCGGGAUCUGCCCUGAGUACACGGACUGCGUCAACACCCUGGGAAACUACAGCUGCCUCUGCCAGCCUGGGUUCAUGCCGUGGGGCUCCGCUUGUAAAGACAUCAAUGAGUGCCUCUUAGCCGGGCUCUGCCCUGAACAUGCUGACUGCAUCAACUCCCUGGGAAACUACAGCUGCCGCUGCCAGGCGGGAUUCACCUCCCGCGGCUCCGUCUGUGAAGACAUCGAUGAGUGUGUUGACUCGUGCCCCCUCAACUCCACCUGCACCAACACUCUUGGGAGCUACUUCUGCACCUGCCACUCCGGCUUCGCGCCAAGCAACGGACAACUGAAUUUCACAGGCCAAGAAGUGGGAUGCGAAGAUGUGGAUGAGUGCUCCCAAGACCCAUCGCCGUGUGGCCCACAUUCCGUCUGCACCAACGUUCCGGGCUCCUACAGCUGCGGCUGCUCGCCAGGCUUCCGGCCCAGUCCAGAAGGCUCUGAGACGCACGGCAACUUCAGCUGCAGAAGGGUUCCAUUCAAAUGUAGGGAAGACAUGAUUCCCCACAAUGAACAGGUCCAGCACUGCCAAGAAGGGUCAGCUGUGGACCCUAAAUACGUCUCCUUCUGUGGCCUCGUGAAUGCCACCUUCAGCGUCCUGGAUGAUACCUGCGAGAACAAAAGCGCUCCCGUGUCCCUGGAGAGGAAGGUGGAGACAUUUGACUCUGUGCUUGAGCAAACAUCCACGUGGACCAAAUUCACCCAGGAGGAGAAGUCCACCUUGGCCACGGUCCUCCUGGAGAGUGUGGAGAGCACCACGUUAGCCGCUUUACUGACGUCUUCAGAGAACACCAGCCAGGCUGUUCACACGAAACACUUGGACAUCGAGAGCAAAGUCAUCAACGACGACGAGUGUAAUAAGGAGAAUGUGUCCUUUCUCUUGAAAGCCAAAGGGGAUGCGAUGACUGUUGGGUGCUCCACCAUUGAAGAAUCUGAAAGCACAGGAACCACCGGAGUGGCUUUUGUCUCCUUUGCAAACAUGGAGUCUGUUUUAGAUGAACGCUUCUUCGCAGACCCCCAGGCCCACUGGGGCACCAUGGAGAGGAAACUGAGGAUGAAUUCUCGAGUGGUUGGGGGCAUCAUGACCGGGCAGAGAAGGGACAACUUCACAGAACCCGUUAUCUACACUCUGGAGAACAUCCACACAAGCUCGAGAAGGCCAUCUGUGUCUCCUGGAACACAGAUAUUGAGGAUGGGAGGUGGACACCAUCUGGCUGCGUGACCCUUACAGAGUCGGAAACGCACACAACCUGCAGCUGUAACCACAUGGCAAACCUGGCCGUCAUCAUGGCCUCUGGGGAGCUUACGAUGGAGUUCUCCUUGUAUGUCAUCAGCCACGUGGGCAUGAUCAUCUCCCUGGUGUGCCUCCUCUUGGCCAUUGCCACCUUCCUGCUGUGUCAUGCCAUUCGCAACCACAACACCUAUCUCCACCUGCACCUGUGUGUGUGUCUCUUCUUGGCCAAGUUUCUCUUCCUCACCGGUAUAGACAAGACCAACAACCAGACGGGCUGCGCCAUCAUCGCGGGGUUCCUGCACUACCUUUUCCUCGCCUGCUUCUUCUGGAUGCUGGUGGAGGCCGUGAUGCUCUUCCUGAUGGUCCGGAACCUGAAGGUGGUGAAUUACUUCAGCUCCCGCAACAUCAAGAUGCUGCACCUCUGUGCCUUCGGCUAUGGGCUCCCGGGGCUGGUGGUGACGAUCUCAGCGGGCGUGCAGCCACAGGGCUACGGGAUGCAUAACCGCUGUUGGCUGAAUACGGAGACAGGAUUUAUAUGGAGCUUCCUGGGUCCCGUUUGCACCAUCAUCGCGAUCAACUCGGUCCUCCUGAGUUGGACGCUGUGGAUCCUGAGGCAGAAGCUUUGCAGCGUCAACACCGAAGUCUCAACACUCAAGGACAGCAGGUUACUGACCUUCAAAGCCUUCGCCCAGCUCUUCAUCCUGGGUUGCACCUGGGUGUUGGGCAUUUUUCAGGUUGGACCCAUUGCAGGCAUCAUGGCGUAUCUGUUCACCAUCGUCAACAGCCUGCAGGGGGCCUUCAUCUUCCUCAUCCACUGCCUGCUCAACCGCCAGGUACGAGAAGAAUACAGGAGAUGGAUCACCAGGAAGACCAAGCCCAGCUCCCAGCCCCAGACCUCAGGGAUGCUACUGUCCUCCACACCCUCCACUUCCAAGACGGCAAAGGACUGCAUGUCUUCCACAGACUCUGCUCACAAGGAAUGCCUGUCAUGUAGCAACACUCAAUAUGCACAAGUCUCCUGGGAGGUCAGUGUGCGCACCUGUGUUACCUAGUUAAAGUGCUUGCUUGCUUUCAAGCCUACUAUUAUGGAGCAAUGUGUGAGCAGUGCAGGUGCCGUCAGGAACCAACUCUGAAAUCUUCUCUUCCUGGCUUCUCGUGGAAAAGCAAGGUCCUGCCAGCUCCAAAAUUCUGCGGACGGUUCAGAGCACGGGUGGGUAGGGGUCAGGGCUUCACGCACUGGAGAGAAACAAAGGUUUCUUCGCCAAGUUACUGUUUUCAUCUUCCGCAGUUUGCAACUCUCUGAAUUUCCAGAGUUCUUGAAAAUAGCAUAUCCCGGUUCACGUUGGCAUGACCGAAAACACAUGGCCGCCACUCUGUAUCUCCCUUCCCUCGUGGGCGCCUGGUCCCAGCUGUGCCCUCUAGCACAAUUGUGUCACUGACACAGAAAAGGUCUCAAUAAAUGAUCUGUCAUCUGCCUGA